Molecule: messenger RNA, 3417 nt
Organism: Gryllus bimaculatus (two-spotted cricket)
Lineage: Eukaryota; Metazoa; Arthropoda; Insecta; Orthoptera; Gryllidae
Source: the annotation of a GenBank genome assembly
UGUAUCUGCUAUUCUUCGUGAAUUCAAAUACUACAUGUUUUCUUUGUCACGUUUUCUCCUGGACAUCUGCAUGUGUGAUAUUAUGCGCUCACGUUUUCUUGAGCCCCGAAAUACCUUCCCUCACUCAUUUGUCAACGUUAGUUGGAUUAAGAAUAAAUGAUAGCAACGAACGUUGUAGACAAACUCUGUUAACCAGAAUGUUCGCUCCCGUGUAAUAUAAAUUAUUUUGCAUCGAAAAAGGAACAACAAAUUUGAUGCAAAAUUCCUUUUGUCAAAAGAACGAAACUCCCCACACCUCUCGCAACUGCGAGGGCUCAAGAAAACCAAGAAAACUUGCGCAGUCUUGUCUGAAUCUGCUUCCAGAACUAUGAGGACAAUAAUUUGUAAAUGUUACGUAAUGUAACUGUAAGAACCAUAUACAUUGUACUAUAUACUACACAGUGUAUAUGGAUCUUGCCCAGAACUAAUACAAACUGGUGCUGACGUCAACCAGAUACAAGGGUCAUGUGUCAACCCGCGUUAAACGAGAGCGACCGUAACAUGCGCUUCUUUUUUGAUGGUUUUGAUCGCUGAUCUGACAUUGAUUAUGACCAGUGUCUGAUCUUUGGUUUGAAUGUACUGUGUAUUCGGACAAGUCCGAUUUUCUCUCCAUGGAACGGACGAGAGCCUUACACAUACAAUUUAGUUCAGAAAUGAUGCAGAGAGUUGAAAUCAGUAACAAAUAUGAUAUUCCCCCUUUUUUAACCAUGUUUUUAUGGGAAUGCACAGAAAUUAAAAGGAUUUCAGAGUUGGAGGUCGCUUUAAAUUGUUAUAUAAUACACAGAUGACAAAUAGUGACUGAAGAGGUACUGUUGAGAAGAAAAUAAUGUAUCAUGUGACAAACAAGAAGAUAAAAAUGCAAUCAUUACUUUUAUCUUAGGUGAUAGUGUUACCAAGGUCUUGAGGGAAAUGAGUUAGUUGUGUUGUAGUAGCUCAUCAUCUGCUUUCACCAUGUCUGUCCAUAAUGGGUAUGUUGUAAAAAUGUUACUUUACAUUUUCGAGUAAACAUAAUUAAUGUCGUGGAAGGUUUUUUUAGACAUAUCAUUAAAAAAGUGUUAAAUUAUUUCUGUAACUACUUCCUUGCUAUUCAACUCAGCUGAUCAUACACAGGUGUAAAUUUUCAAGACUCAUGACAUAUCAAUUAGAAUAUCCAUUUGCAUUUAUUACCUACUCUUAACUACGUUCAGGAAGAAGUCAGACAUUUCUUCUUUGUACUCUGUAAGAACUCCAGUCAAGCAAUGUAUGACCCAGGAUUGUUGGAUUGUGAAGUGUAUGUGCUCGUUUUUCUCACUAGUUCAAUAUAAAUUGUACAUGUGUCUUGGAAGAAAAGCAGUUCAUGUCACAUAUAAUAAUAGAUUUACUGAUACAGUAAAACAUGCUUAGUGAAGAUGUACAAGUCCAAUGUGUAAAGAAACUGCGAUCUUGGCAAAUGCUUGGCUUUAUUUGCAUAUGUUAUCUUGUCUAAUGCAGAAAAAAAUAUUGGUCCCUUGAGAUUUGAUAUAGAGCAAAUUUUAUUGUAGUUUGAACCUUUUUUGUGACCAAUGAGACAUUUAAGUUAAAAAAUAACGGAUGUUUUUUUCAUUUACUGGUCGAUUUAAAUAUAAUGACAUGUGACAGUUUAUCAGCUGAGACAUAGUUAUCUAAUCGGGAAUUUGAACACCCAAAAUUGAAGUCUUAAUGAAGCUCAUGAUUGGAUAACAAUGCCCAGCUGAAUAUCACUAAAGGAAUUUAAAUCGAACAUUACCCAAAGUCUAUAAAGGUAUCAUAAACUUAAAUGAUAUGAAUGUUUUAUUUUUGUAGAAGAACAGUUACAAACUCAAAAGCUCCGGGAACUGGGUUGGUAAUUAGAAACCUCCAGGCACGGGAUAUAAGAUUCCCUACUUCCCUGGGUGCUCAUGGAUCAGAUGCAAUGCAUACUGAUCCAGAUUAUUCCUGUGCUUAUGUUGUUAUCUAUACUGAAAGAGAUGUGGAAGGGCAUGGCUUAACUUUCACCCUUGGUCGUGGAACAGAAAUCGUUGUCCAAGCUAUCAAUUCUAUGUCGUCUAUGGUCAUUGGCAAAGAUGCAGCUGAAAUUUUUCAGAAUUUUGGAGCUUUCUGGAGGCAACUCACAAGUGAAUCACAACUCAGAUGGAUUGGUCCAGAAAAAGGUGUUGUUCAUCUUGCUACAGCUGCGAUAGUGAAUGCACUGUGGGACUUAUGGGGAAAAGUUGAAAACAAGCCAGUAUGGAAACUUCUUGUUGAUAUGGAACCAGAGACGCUAGUACGUGCCAUUGAUUUUCGAUACAUUACAGAUGUAGUGACACCAGAAGAAGCUUUGGCCAUGCUAAAGAAAGCUGCAUCUGGAAAGGAGGAACGUGAAGCAGAACUGCGAAGAACUGGGUAUCCUGCUUACACCACUCAAGUUGGCUGGCUUGGAUACACCUCUGAUCGUGUAAAAGAACUGUGUGCCAAAUAUCUCGCAGAAGGGUUCACAGCAUUUAAAGUGAAAGUAGGACAAAAUCUGGAAGAUGAUAAAAGAAGAUGUGCUAUGGUCCGAGAAGUUAUUGGCUGGGAUAAAGUUCUUAUGGUCGAUGCAAAUCAGAUUUGGGAUGUUCAGCAAUCUAUUGACUGGAUGAAAGAAUUGGCUGAGUUCAAACCAUUGUGGAUAGAAGAACCAACAUCUCCAGAUGAUGUGUUAGGUCAUGCCAAAAUAUCACAGGCCCUGAAACCUCUGGGAAUUGGAGUUGCUACUGGAGAAAUGUGCUGCAACAGAGUUCUCUUCAAGCAGUUUCUGCAGUCUGGAGGCAUGCAAUUCUGUCAAAUUGACUCAUGUCGCAUUGGUGGGGUGAAUGAAAUAUUGUCUGUAUACUUCAUGGCCAAAAAGUUGGGAGUGCCAGUCUGUCCUCAUGCUGGAGGUGUUGGAUUGUGUGAAAUGGUUCAACAUCUGCAAAUGUUUGAUUAUGUAUGCUUAUCAGGCACAAAAGAAAAUCGUGUUGUUGAGUUUGUUGAUCAGCAGCAUGAGCAUUUUGAAAAUCCAACAGUUGUGAAGCGUGCUCACUAUCAAGUGCCAAUUGUGCCAGGAUAUAGCACUAAACUCAAGCCUGCCUCUGCGGAAGCAUAUGAAUAUCCGAAUGGUAGUAAGUGGCAAGAGAUGUUUUCUAAAGGUAUCUUUCCUAGACCUGCAGGCAAAUUUGGAGGUAACUAAAUGCACGGAAGACUAUAUUAUACUGAAGAAACUAGUAACAUAUUAAAAUUAUGUAAAGUAUAUGCAUUACAAAAUUUAAAUUGCAAAAACAAAAAAAGAACAUGAAGUUUUGAAUUUCUCAUGAAUUAUAUAUGUAUACGAUUUUAUGUAUUUAAUUUUUGGAAAAAUAGAAAUAAAAAUUCUUUUAUAAAAAA